Juglans microcarpa x Juglans regia is the source of this 2309-nucleotide messenger RNA. Its product is annotated as sister chromatid cohesion 1 protein 3-like. Gene Ontology annotation, cellular component: synaptonemal complex; cohesin complex. Gene Ontology annotation, biological process: replication-born double-strand break repair via sister chromatid exchange; synaptonemal complex assembly; mitotic sister chromatid cohesion. NCBI's taxonomy places the organism in Eukaryota, Viridiplantae, Streptophyta, Magnoliopsida, Fagales, Juglandaceae. The record is from RefSeq and is a predicted model, not a curated record. Gene Ontology annotation, molecular function: chromatin binding; protein binding.
GAGUUGAACCUCGGGUCAAGGGUGUGACCACAACAAUAACAAUGUUUUACUCUCAAACUUUUUUGGCGCGAAAAGGGCCACUGGGAACGGUGUGGUGUGCUGCUCAUCUUCAACAUCGCCUCAAAAAGUCUCACUACAGUUCCACCGAUAUCCCCUCCACCGUCGAUCGAAUCAUGUUUCCGGAAGUUCCCAUUGCCCUCAGAAUGUCGGGCCACCUUUUAUUAGGUGUUGUUCGGAUAUAUUCAAAGAAAGUGGAUUAUUUGUUCCAGGACUGUAAUGCUGUUUUAAGUGGCUUAAGAAAGGCCUUUGCGUCUAUAGAUCUCAAUUUGCCGGAGGAUGCCAGACAGGCACCGGUUCAAUCUAUCACUUUGCCAGACACGUUUGACCUCGAUACGUUGGAUUUGGACCAUGACAUUUAUGAUGAGGGGUCCCCAGAUAAUCACCUCAAGAGUCGAGAGGAGAUUACGUUAACAGAUCAAAAUCCUAUUGGAAGAGACCCUUAUGUUGCUAUUUCUUUUGAUGAGGAUUUCAUGAUGAUGGAUUCCUCACAUCCAGAAGUGUUUGCUGACUCUGAUGUCAGACUGAUGGAGGGCAUUCUCCCUUCACCUCCGGUGAAUGCUAAUGAUGGAUUUCAACAUCAUAAUCCAAGUAAUCAGAGGGAAGAACUUAACUUGAGGCUUAGCAAUGACAAGAACCCUCAAAGUUAUCCACAUGAUGUGGAAUCUCGAGAUGAGAGUCUAAGUAAUCAGACAGAGAUGCUUGAUAACGAUGCCAAUAUCCCCCAAGAUCUUCCAGAUAGGGAAAUACUACGUGAUUCUGUUCAUGGUUUUGGCUUAGAAAACCUUCCUCCCAUAUUUCCAGAUCAUGGGGAUGACCUAGGCGGAAAGAAAAUAUCCUUAGACCAAACAAUGAACGAGAAGGAAACCUUCCCUCCAAUCAUGGAUGAAAAUUUAUUGUCUGGAGGGCAGUCUUUGCCAUUUCAGCAACAUUCAGAAUCACCACCUUCUGCAGCUUCCCAACAGGCUACCGAGAUUUUUGAUGCACACGUUUCAUUAAGUGUUGGGCUGGGGAUUAUUCUAUCAACUCCACCUGUUAAGCAGCCAAAAGCAAGAAAGAGGAAGAGGAAACAGUUCUUUGAUGAGUCCACAGUGUUGACUAACAAACUUAUGAAGAAGUCUCUUGAAGAUUCUAAUGAUUUAUUGCGGAAGAAAAGGGACGCCCCUUGCUCUGCUUUGGGUAUCUGGAAGUUAAACAACACUUUACGAAAGGAACAAGUUUUUCACCAGCCUUCAUUGACUGGGUUGUGUUUGGAUCUUUGUGAUAUUUUCAAGGACCUCAUAUCUACAAAACCCCAUCUCAUUUUCUCCGAGGAAACUUCUCCAGAUCCUAAAAUUGCAGUAUCCCCUGCUUCAACAAAUGAAGCUUUCCUAGAGCCGAGGGUUUCACAAUCUCCUGCUGCCACAAUCGUAACUGUCCCAGAGUCUAGGGAUGCUCAAUCUCCUUCUCUUGUGCAUGACCUUGACAUGGAAAUUGAACGUCCUCGAAAUAUCGAAGCGUUUGAUGGCGGCAGCUUCUUACCUGAAUUUGUGCCAUCCCAAGCUAGAUUCACGCCUUCUCCUCUUAGAAGAUGUGACUUUACUCCUGCAACAAUCAUUGAGACCAGGGUGUUAUCUACACCCCAUGUAGCAGCAUCCACCGGAACUGGUGGGUCUGAGAAGAGAAGAAUGACGUUUUCAGAGGAGCAUCCAAGUCUAAAGAGCACUGGUCUCUCAGAUAUUCCUGGUUUGAUGAAUUCCGCCGAAGCAGAUGACCUUUACUUUUUGGAAGAAGAUAACAAUACCCCAACAGCAGGAUCGCAAGGAACGGGAAGAAUAGAUUCAUUGUCUGCAAGAACCAGGGCUGUUGCUCAAUAUUUAAAAAGACAUUCUCCUUUCAACGCAAGCUCAGAAGGCCUAUCUGGAGAUCUCAUUUUGAACAAGACUUUAGAAGGAAGGACAAGAAAGCUAUGUGCUCGCAUGUUUUUUGAGAUGCUUGUUUUGAAGAGUUACGGACUUGUCGAUGUUCAACAAGAAGAGCCUUUCAGCGAUAUUCGUUUGAAGUUGACGCCUACACUUUCGAAGACUCAAAUUUGAGUUACAAAGUUGGGCCAUGUGCUUACAUGGCCUUCAUGUAUAAAGAUAAGGAUCUAGCUACUAUAUAUUGUACAUUACAAAUUUUCUACUACCAUCAGCAUUUGAUUUAUUUAUUUAUUUAUUUAUUAUUAUACCGUGUCUGAUUAUGGUGAUUUAUGUGUAUUAUUAUUUGGUGAA